Messenger RNA from Symbiodinium necroappetens, 725 nucleotides. The record is from the annotation of a GenBank genome assembly. Lineage: Eukaryota; Dinophyceae; Suessiales; Symbiodiniaceae.
AUGACGAACAGCGCCACCACAAAGAUUGUCAGUUCAGUCAUAUUGGGAGUCGUUGCGCUUGGCGGGACCAUCCUCUCAAAGUACACGGCCAGCUUGUCAACGAAGUUGAUGCGUGUAUGCAAUGCUGGAGCAGGGGGCGUGCUUCUCGCCGUGGUCCUUGUGCACAUGCUCAGUGAGAGCGCUGAAGAAUUGACUUCAGCUGGUGAGUCGAUCUUUCAGUUCUUCGAACCAGAAGGAGGCGACUCUUUCCCCCUGCGCUUUGCUCUCUGUGGCCUGGGGUUCCUUGCGAACUUGAGCAUGGAAGUGUUCAUUCCCGACAAGCACGACUAUGAGGGCCACUCAGAGGAAGAAUCAGAGAGUGAAAGCCACAGCGAAAUGGAACAUGCACACAUUAAAGUCGACCACCGGCAGUCUUGCAUUGGUGGAUUUGCUGCUCUGUUGGGUCUUUACCUACACUCGUUGAUAGAGGGGACUGCCGCGGGCGCACAGCCAGAUGUUGCUAAUUUCGACUCCACAUUCAUUGCCAUUAUCGCGCACAAGGGCUUUGCCGCCUUUUCUGCUGGCUCGCUCAUGCUUGGUGCAGUGUCAAACCCAACUUGGUGGAUCUUGAUGGUGAUCCUCGCGUUGAUGACGCCGGUGGGCGUCUUGAUAGGAAUGAAGCUGGAGGAGAGUUUUGAAGGUCCGGUAGCCUCCGGCCUCGUUUGCUUUACCUCUGGCUGCCUUCU